Messenger RNA from Saimiri boliviensis boliviensis (Bolivian squirrel monkey), 1905 nucleotides. It is a transcript of the gene ARRDC2, whose product is annotated as arrestin domain containing 2. Lineage: Eukaryota; Metazoa; Chordata; Mammalia; Primates; Cebidae. Gene Ontology annotation, biological process: protein transport. The record is from RefSeq and is a predicted model, not a curated record. Gene Ontology annotation, cellular component: cytoplasm; plasma membrane.
GUUCCCCGACGACGCGCCCGCCCAAGUUCGCCCGGGGCCCGGGAGGAAGCUCCGGGGGGCCGCGGAGCCCCAGGGGACCUGCAGGCGCACCCCGGCCGUGCGCCUCCCAGCCGCGCGCCAUGCGCCCUGGGGGCGUGCGCAGCUUCGCGCUGGAGCUGGCGCGGGGCCCGGGCGGCGCGUACCGCAGCGGGGAGCGGCUGUGCGGCCGGGUGCUGCUGGACGUGGCGGCGCCGCUGCGGGUGCGAGCGCUCGAGGUGAAGGCGCGCGGCGGAGCGGUCACCCACUGGCUGGAGGGUCGCAGCGUGGGCGUCAACGCCGUGUCCAGCGACUACGCGGCCGCCGAGACCUACCUGCGGCGGCGGCAGCUGCUGCUCCGAGACACGGGGGAGACCACGACGCUGCCUCCUGGGCGCCAUGAGUUCCUGUUCAGCUUCCAGCUGCCCCCGACCCUGGUGACAUCCUUCGAGGGCAAACACGGCAGUGUCCGUUACAGUAUCAAGGCCACCCUGCACCGGCCCUGGAUCCCAGCACGCAGGGCAAGGAUGUUCACUGUCAUCGAGCCGGUAGACAUCAACACGCCCGCCCUGCUGGCACCUCAAGCGGGGGCUCAGGAAAAGGUCGCCCGAUCCUGGUACCGUAACCGUGGCCUCGUCUCCCUUUCAGCCAAGAUCGACCGCAAGGGCUACACGCCAGGAGAGGUCAUCCCCGUCUUCGCCGAGAUCGACAACGGCUCCACGCGUCCUGUGCUGCCUCGGGCGGCCUUGGUGCAGACGCAGACGUUCAUGGCCCGAGGCGCCCGAAAGCAGAAACAGGCGGUGGUGGUCAGCCUCGCGGGCGAGCCGGUGGGCCCGGGGCAGCGGGCGCUGUGGCAGGGCCGGGCGCUGCAGAUACCCCCGGUGGGUCCUUCCAUCCUGCACUGCCGCGUUCUCCACGUGGACUACGCGCUCAAGGUCUGCGUGGACAUCCCCGGCACAUCCAAGCUGCUGCUGGAGCUGCCGCUGGUGAUCGGCACCAUCCCCUUGCACCCCUUCAGCAGCCGCUCCUCCAGCGUGGGCAGCCACGCCAGCUUCUUGCUGGACUGGGGGCUGGGGGCCUUGCCGGAGUGGCCCGAGGCUCCUCCCGAAUACUCGGAGGUGGUAGCCGAGACGGAGGCGGCAGCCUUUGGGCAGAGCCCCUUCCCACUCCCGCAGGACGCCGACAUGAGCCUGGAAGGUCCGUUCUUCGCCUACGUCCAAGAGUUCCGCUACCGCCCGCCACCCCUGUACUCCGAGGAGGAUCCAAACCCACCCUCGGAGGCCAUGAGGCUGCGCUAUGCGACUUGCUGAACGGCACAGGGACACCUCAAGAACGGGGUUGCACACCUGCUUUCAGCCACCGUGACUGCAGGGAGCGGCUGGACCAAGGACUGACCUCCCCAGCUACAUCAAAGUUGGGGAAACCAAGUCUCGGAGUGAGGCGGGGCCUUUCCGACGUCACAGGGACCAGAGGAAGAGCCAGGCUGGAAUCUGACUUACCUGGACCGCUGCCCUUGUGAGGCAUUGACUUCCCAGCGCGGCAUCCGAGACACUGUUUAAUAACCUGUCUUCCCAGCCCGUGGGCAACGCUGGAGUCCUCCGGGAACCUUCAGUCUGGGAGAAGCAGAGCCAUAGACAGUUCCAGCAUCGUGGAACCGGAAGAAGAGACCCGCAGCUUCGAGAGUCCAGACAGGAAGCAGAGAAGUCUUCCUUCCGGAAGGGGGAUUUUUAGCUGAGGCUUUGGAGCUAUGAAUAGGAGCUCAGCAGGCAGAAGAAUGAGGAAGAAAAGUCAGAGAAGGUCAGAGCUGAGUGACAUUUGGAAUCUACUCCAUUUAUUGUAAAAUUGGAGGUUCAGGCCUGGGCGCGGUGGCUGAAGCCUAUAAUCCCAGCA